Molecule: messenger RNA, 1200 nt
Organism: Mollisia scopiformis
Lineage: Eukaryota; Fungi; Ascomycota; Leotiomycetes; Helotiales; Mollisiaceae
Product: UROD/MetE-like protein
Exons: 4
Coding region: 1-1200 (399 amino acids)
Molecular function (GO): 5-methyltetrahydropteroyltriglutamate-homocysteine S-methyltransferase activity; zinc ion binding
Source: RefSeq, a predicted model, not a curated record
AUGUCGUCCAAGUUGCAUCAACGUCCUCCUUUUCGAGCUGAGCAUUUGGGCUCUCUGCUUAGACCUGAGAAGCUGUUGACAGAACGCCAUGCUCUAGAUGCGAAGAAAGGAGACCAGAAGAAGCUAGCUGAAGUCGAAGACAGCUCCAUCAAUGAUAUCGUCAAAGAGCAAUUAGAUCUUGGAUACCAUGCCAUCUCCGACGGGGAAUACAGGAGGCUUAUGUUCUUGGGGACCUUCUUCCCUAGCCUCGAUGGCUUUGAAGAAGUGACCGAUUUCGACGUCGACAUCUUCCGAAUGUAUGUCCCGAGUAUUGCACCUUUCGCAGAGAGUGGCCACAAAUUCGGAGAGACUAUUCUUUGCACCGGCAAGAUAAAACACGUCGGCAGUACCUACGUUGAUCAGUGGAAUUACUUGAAGAACUUGCUGCCCAAGGACAAGCAACAAGAAGCGAAACUUACCCUGGCGGCUCCCGAUUGGUACCACCUUCGUUACAAGACCGGAAGAGCUUAUCCAAAGGAUGUGUAUCCUUCUGAUGCAGAGUACUUUGCGGAUAUCGCAAAGGCAUACCGUGCAGAGCUCAAGAUUCUUUAUGAUAACGGACUUCGAAAUGUCCAAAUUGACGACCCCAAUCUAGCUUUUUUCUGUUCCGAGAAAAUGUUAGCAGGUUUCAAGAAGGACGGCGAGGAUUCAGAUGCCCUAUUCGACGCUUACAUAAAGCUAUACAAUGACUGCCUUUCGGAGCGACCCUCAGACAUGCAUGUAGGCGUCCAUCUCUGCCGUGGAAACUUCGUCGGCGGGAGACACUUCUCAGAAGGAGGUUAUGAUGCCAUUGCGACCAAGUUGUUUCGAAACCUUAAUGUCGAUACUUACUUCCUCGAAUACGACACUCCGAGAGCUGGCGGAUUCGAGCCUCUGAAGGAACUGCCAAAGGGCAAGAACGUGAUUCUCGGUCUCGUCACCAGCAAGUUUGCAAAAAUGGAGGAUAUCGAGGAGAUGAAGAAGAAGGUUCAUCAAGCCGCAGACUUGAUCAGUCAAGGGACUGGCGAGACCAAGGAAGAGGCAUUGAAUAGGUUGGGUGUCAGUCCUCAGUGCGGAUUCGCUAGUCUUAGUGAUGGAAAUAACAUGGACCACGAUGCGAUGAUCUCGAAGUUGAAGUUGGUUAGGAAGUUGGCAGAUGAGAUUUGGCCUGGUCAGCCAUAA